AUGCCGCGCCGUCCCGAGGGCCGUCUCUUCCGCAUGUGCGGCCCCGCCCGUGCGUCCGAGGGAACGAACGACACCGCGAGCGGGGAGAUGCUGACGGUGGCGCGGGCGCCAGCGGGGCGCUGCGCGGCGAGUUAUGGGUUGCCGGGGGCGCGCCCUGCGCAAGGCGGCCUCCUGCCACGAGGCGGUGCUGGAGAGGCCUGGCCACCGCAGCAGCUGACCAGCCCCGUCGACCUUCACGAUCGCAGCGGGUCUCACCCGCGGCGCGCCGCCGCACCUCCACGGCGCGAGGCGGCGCUGCGUUCGGACGCAGCCCAGCAGCUGGGCGGUGGGGGCUACGGCGGGCGACCCUGCGAGGACGGCCGCGAGGUCCCGACCCGGGCCUCCGACCUCCUCCGGGAGCAGCUGAGGGACACGAGGCGACGCUGGGCUCGGAAGCAGCCCCCCACAGCGGGAAUGGUGGGCUACGGCGGGCGUCUCCGCGAGAACGGCCGCGAGGUCCCGACCCAGGGCGAGGCCUCCGACCUCCUCGGGGAGCAGCUGAGGGACAGGCAGGCAGCCCAGCCGGACGUGCUGGGCGGCCGUCGCCCCGCGCAGUGGCCCAUUCGCAGAGGGCGUGGCCCAUGGGCCCCAUGGGCUUCUAUCCUUCGCGAAGCUGCCGAGGAACGACCCGUCGGGCACGACCGCGACCGACUGCUCGGCAACGACGUUCUCAUCUGUAAGGUCCAUCGAAGAAGAGAUUGA
Messenger RNA from Prorocentrum cordatum, 741 nucleotides. The record is from the annotation of a GenBank genome assembly. NCBI's taxonomy places the organism in Eukaryota, Dinophyceae, Prorocentrales, Prorocentraceae.